GUUGACAUAUUUUGCUUAAUAAAUAAGAACCCGAGCCUAGCCUAGAGCCAUCACUUUUUGCGCUAUGCUAUAGUCCACGAAAAGCAGCCCGUCGAGAUAUACUUUUAAGACCAAAUCUUCCUGGAGCUCACAGAAGAUGGCAUCUUCGAGGCUUCGGCGCGCAUUUCGCUAUCCGGAUGAUUCGGAAAAUGACGAGAAUGCUCGUGAGGAGCUGGAUGAAGAAGAGCAAGAGCGCGUAAUCAAUGGUCUGAAAACACUUCACGACAGGCGAAACUCUGAAUAUAUUAUCAUCUUUACGGCCAUCCCGGUCUUGACGGCUACCAUCUAUAUACCCACAAUGCUCUCCAGUUCAUUCACCAAUUUCGAGCGAUGCCUAGCCCUCACCUGUGUACUGUCCUUGUUGACAACAGCCCACACCAUGAGGUCUUUACCGCAUCAGAGUCUCGUUGUCAAGGGCAAGAGACUCGUAACAAACUCCAAUGGCCUCUUCCAAGCUCAACAACUACUUCUAAUCAUCAAUGCAGCAUGCUGCGUACUACUAGCGCUAUUAUACCUUAUAUCCGCAUCGACGAAAUCGUGGUUCAAAACGGAGCCGAUCACAUCCUUGGUCCCUGGAGCAAUGUUGGCGACUGUCUCAAUUGCGCGCAGGUUCAUGCUGUCUGUUGAUAUUAAGGACCUUGAGAACCUUCGAUAUGGUUACAAAGGAGCUUAACUCGCAAACCUAUCUCCGUCCGACACCACAAUACUUCUCGGGAGGUUGUUUUUGGGGGGGGUGCCUCUGACCGAAAGGGGGAGAGGAAAAGCCCAAGAGCACACAUUUCCGUGGAAAACUAUGAAGAUGUCCUCAUGUUGUUGCAUCACGAGCGUGAAAUUCGUCUAUUUCUCUAUUAACAAAAUAGCUUGAGAUGAUUGGAGACCGCCCCCUUGAAAUAACCAACAUUAGAGCGAAACA
Molecule: messenger RNA, 952 nt
Organism: Aspergillus homomorphus CBS 101889
Lineage: Eukaryota; Fungi; Ascomycota; Eurotiomycetes; Eurotiales; Aspergillaceae
Exons: 4
Coding region: 137-712 (191 amino acids)
Source: RefSeq, a predicted model, not a curated record